Molecule: messenger RNA, 396 nt
Organism: Fulvia fulva
Lineage: Eukaryota; Fungi; Ascomycota; Dothideomycetes; Mycosphaerellales; Mycosphaerellaceae
Exons: 2
Coding region: 1-396 (131 amino acids)
Source: RefSeq, a predicted model, not a curated record
AUGACUCGACCGCUCGGACGACCACGCUCUUGGCGAAAGCCAUCUGGACCUGGCGCGCUUCGGCGCGUCACCACUACCACCACUUGCUGCUGCCUACGGACUCGCUGGUUGCCUGAGGCAUCUGAGGAUGCUGCCAACAGAGACGCCCGCCAGGCCGAGAAGGACCUGGACUCCCGCCACAAGCUACAAGCCAAGACCCGCAAGCAGUACCAGUACGGCUUGUCAAACGAGUUCUCCGAGAAGCACCGCGCUAUCGCCGCGUCCGAUGUGCUUGACCGCAAGUUGGGAGUGAAGAUGGGCUGGAGAGAGGAAGAGGAGAAGAAGGAGGAGCUGUUCUGUAAGGCGGAGAGGACUAGCAAGGGUGUUCGCCACUACGAAGGACCUGGAGGCGUUUGA